CUGCCUUGUCACACGCUGUGAGUUUGCCAUGGAUUUGCAAGCGUAUUCGUGGGCUUGUGGCAGCAGUAUUCGCGCCAUUUCUGGGCCAGAAAAAACAUUGAAUAAAAAUCCAACUCAAGAUGAGGAAUCCGUCCAACCAACACAUGCGCAAGGUUUGCUCAGUCUGUGGGCAGCUGCUGUUCAUGUGGCGGCUGCACAAGGAGACAUAGAAGAUAUCGAAUCCGAACUGGGACCUGCAAUUUCCCUUCGUGCAGAAAGAGAACCAGUACCAAUGUUAGCUUCAAUUGACGAAAUUGAAGAUGGCUCUCAAGAAGUUGAUUCACCACAUUCGCAAGACACAGAAAAAGAAAAUUUUUCUGAAAACAGAUUUGGUACAGGUUUGUUGGACCAAAAAAACGACGAUGAAAAAACAAUUCUUCAUGAUGGCAACCGUACGUCCAUUGUUCCAUUAGCUGAAAUCCGAAGAGAUUCAGCAACGGGGAAGGACACAGAUGCAGGUUUUUUGGCAUUGCUUUCUGCUUGGUCGGAUGAUGCUCCAGCUUCGAAAUUAUUGGAGAAGGCUCGAUUGGAACCGGCAAAAACCUCCAGCAAGCAAAACAAAAGGGCUGAAUACAGCCGAAUCGAGAAAACAGGGAGAACACCCAGCAAGGUGGUUCUUGAAAAACUGCGUUCGAAGUUCCCGCAUACUCGAGCAUCCAGCCCGCCACCAGAGUCAAAACGAUGGAGGACGCAAGACUUUGAUAUAUAUUUUGGCACUGAUGGUGCAAUCAAGCCCCGAGCGGAGCCGUGGCCAACUCUGGAGGAAGAUGUGGCCAAAGAGAUGCAGAGCACAAGUCGAGCGAGUCCUUUACUGGCUGAGUUGCGCAUGCAGCUUGCAGCAGAUAGGGUGACAAGAGCCCCAUCGGACUACAGCUCCUUUUCCAAACACCUCUCUGACAAAGGCGAUCCUCGUCAAUUGCCGGUGGCUGAGGUGAUUGCAGUGCAGCGUGCGCGGCGUGCACCAGAGGAUCUGAAAGCGCCUGUUUGUGUUGAGAAACAACGCGGUUGGAAGAUGAGGAGCUGGGGAAUGGCAUUCUGGAGCUACGAAUGUGGCGAGGCAGCCUGUGAGUGCUUGAGACAAUAUCCGCCAAGCACUGGAAGUUCUGAUCCUGGCCAGAUUCCUGUCCGCGCAAGAGUGGAUGAGCUGGGCAAAUACAUCAAUAUUUUGCAUGACAUGGAUCCGCAGUGUGCAGAGGACCGCUACCUGGCUUAUCCUCGAUACAUUGCAAGCUGGUCUCCCUUUGAUUCCAUCCCAAAGGCCAAGCGGCUGUUUGAGCAGGAUCUCAAUAGCAGAAGAAGACAAUGGGCUCCACCUGGUCUCAAGGAUCAGACUCCAAAGUGGUUUGAUCUUUGUUGCUUAGCGGUUGGACUACAAAUUGUGCAAGAGCUCGCUGCGCAGGAUACUCUGCAGUUUGGUCCGGCUGGCGCCGUGACAAGACUACAUGUUGAGAACAAUAUGGCGCAUGUUUGGCAUUCGCAGAUCCAGGGACGGCGGAUGUUCGUAAUGUUUUCACCACAGGAAACGGAAAAACUUGCUGGCCAGUCCUGCAAAGGUGCAUUCGGAAGAGAAAGCCGUGAAUGGACGAGUGCAGUGGACAUAUUUUCGACUGGCCAAAAACGUGGCAGACUCUCUGAAGCUUCAGCUCAUGUUGUUGUGUUGGAGCCUGGCGAGACUGUGCUUGUGCCAGCGGGGUGGUGGCAAUGCAGCGUAGCACUGGAACCCUUCACCACCGUCUCCAGACGCUUCUGGAACAGGUCGAAUCGCCUUGGAAUUUGCGAUGAAAUUGCUCGCUUGUCUGACCUGCGGGAGCCUGGUCCAAGCCAACGUAUGCGUCUGGAAUCACAACUGCCCGGACUUCGUGAACAAAUCCAAGAGGACGAUUUAUCGUCGGGCGAAGAUUGAAAUUGAAAUUAAAAAAUGUGCAGGAGAUACAUUGCACAUACUUGAUUAACGGCUACAAA
Molecule: messenger RNA, 2001 nt
Organism: Cladocopium goreaui
Lineage: Eukaryota; Dinophyceae; Suessiales; Symbiodiniaceae
Source: the annotation of a GenBank genome assembly